CUCGGCCGGUUUCCACCAGGGGAUCCUUCAGGAACCGUGCUGCGGAUGCGACCACAACGCCUGUUGCUUCUCCUUUCUUAACGCUUUGCUAUUGCUGGGAGAGUUGAGGACUCCGUGCCCGCUGAGAGGACUUUUAAAUAGACGCGGCUCCUUAAAGGUCUGAAGAAAUCGCAGACGAUGGCUUCUGACGCUAGUCAUAUGCUGGAAGCAGCUUUGGAGCAGAUGGAUGACAUCAUUGCAGGUACAAAGUCAGCUACAGAGUAUGCUAAUGGUGGUUAUGAUAUUGUGUCACCUGCUCCAUCAGUAUACUUGGGCACAUUUCAAAUUUUGCAUCUCCUGGAAGAUCUAAAGAUGGCAUUGGAAAUGAUAGAAGACCCCCAAGAGAAAGAAGCAUUGCGAAAUCAAAUUCCAGGAGCCACAGCAGUGUGUUUACGGGAGUGGUUUGAAGAGAAUCUGUCACAGGUGAAUCAUCAUUCAUCUAAUAAUGAAACUUAUCAAGAAAGAUUGGCACGAUUAGAAGGUGAUAAAGAAUCGCUCAUACUGCAGGUGAGUGUUCUUACAGACCAGGUGGAAGCUCAAGGAGAGAAAAUCCGGGACUUAGAAAUCUGUCUUGAGGGGCAUCAGUUAAAACUGAAUGCUACAGAAGAAAUGCUUCAACAGGAGUUGCUAAGUCGAACAUCACUAGAGACUCAGAAAUUAGAUCUAAUGGCUGAAGUUUCAGACCUGAAGAUUAAGCUGGUUGGUAUGGAAAAGGAACAGAGUGAAUAUGAAGAGAAACAGAGCAAAGCUGAGGGUUUGCUACAGGAACUUAGACAUCUCAAAAUUAAAGUGGAAGAACUGGAAAACGAAAGAAAUCAAUACGAGUGGAAGUUAAAAGCAACUAAAGCUGAGAUAGCCCAGCUUCAAGAGCAAUUAGCUCUCAAAGAUGCAGAAAUAGAACGCUUACAAAGUCAGCUAUCUAGGACCUCAUCACAUAGUGAAGUGGCAGAAAGAGAGGAAGUUUAUAGGAGAAGGCUAAAAGAAAAACAUCAAGAAGUUCAACGGUUGAAGAUAGGAAUGGAAUCAUUAUUGGCUGCAAAUGAAGAAAAGGACCGUCGAAUAGAGGAGCUAACACUAUUGCUCAGCCAGUACAGGAGAGUCAAAGAGAUAAUGAUUGCAGCUCACGGCUCUUCCAUCUCUGGCGGCAGUGAAGAGGAACUUGAGACAACUUUAAGGAAAUGGAAUCUUCUGAAUAAUCCUCAAGGAGAAAUAUUUAAACCAGAGGCCUCUUCAGGAGAAUUGUCACCAGCUGUGCUCUCUCCAGUGCCACACAAAGCUAUGGAAAUCAGUGGAAGCAUUCCAGUAUCUUCAAGUAAUUCAACCUCUCCACAAGAAGAAUCUUUGGAUAUUGCAAAUAGGGUACCACAGAAAAAAAAGUCGAGUAGUUUAGAAGACUUGCAGAGUGAAGCCCUAGAAAAGUGUGUAGAUGGAAAACCAGUACAACCUGUUGUAGAACAAGAGAGUAAGCCAGUUGUGAAAGGCAGCAAAUAUCAAACCUUGCCAGGGAAGCUGCCCCGACCCUUGCAGAAUGGAGAGCAGGGAACAUGUAAUUCACCAGAUGGCAGUGGAACCACCGACGAGGACAGCAGCAUCCUGGGCCUAAGAGAAACAGAGAAUGUGGAUGGUACAGUAGUCUCAGAUGACCUUUCACCAGUUUCUUCGGGAACGGAUUCAGGUCCACAAUCUCCACUGUCUCCAGAAAGCAGAAAGAGUCCAAAAGGGAUCAAGAAAAUCUGGGGAAAAAUAAGAAGAACUCAGUCAGGUAACUUCCCUGCAGACGACCUGGGACUGGCAGAGUUUCGAAGAGGUGGCCUCCGUGCAACAGCUGGACCUCGCUUAGCCAGAACUAAGGAGACCAAAGGCCAGAAAAGUGACUACAAUGCUCCGUUUGCUCAGUGGAGCACUGAGAGAGUUUGUAACUGGCUCGAGGACUUUGGUCUCGGUCAGUACGUCAUUUUUGCACGGCAGUGGGUGACUUCAGGCCAUACGCUGUUAACUGCGACACCCCAGGACAUGGAAAAGGAAAUGGGAAUAAAGCAUCCACUGCACAGGAAGAAAUUAGUUUUGGCCAUUAAAUCAAUAAAUGCAAAACAAGAUGAGAAGUCUGCACAACUCGAUCACAUCUGGGUGACGCGAUGGCUCGAUGAUAUCGGUUUGCCCCAGUACAAAGACCAGUUUCAUGAAUCCAGAGUUGACGGGAGAAUGUUGCAGUACUUAACUGUGAAUGACCUUCUCUUUCUGAAAGUCACCAGUCAGCUGCAUCACCUGAGUAUUAAAUGUGCCAUUCAUGUGCUGCACGUCAACGGUUUCAACCCCCACUGCCUACGCAGGAGACCAGUUGAGGAGAAUAACGUUUCUCCUUCUGAAGUAGUUCAGUGGUCCAACCACAGAGUGAUGGAAUGGCUCAGGUCAGUGGAUCUGGCAGAAUACGCACCAAACCUUCGAGGAAGCGGAGUGCACGGUGGCCUGAUUAUUCUUGAACCUCGCUUCAAUGGUGAUACACUAGCAAUGCUCCUGAAUAUUCCACCUCAAAAGACCCUGCUGCGACGCCACCUGACAACCAAUUUUAACGUGUUAAUUGGACCAGAGGCACAACAAGAAAAAAGAGAAAUAAUGGAGUCAACAGCAUACACACCUCUGACCACCACUGCCAAAGUUCGACCAAAGAAACUUGGAUUUUCACAUUUUGGAAACUUAAGAAAAAAGAAGUUUGAUGAAUCAACAGACUACAUCUGUCCUAUGGAUACAAACCCGGCUGCCGCGAAUGGUACUCAGAAAAACCAUGGUGGCUACAAAGGACUUAGUCCCUUCACUGAGAGGGAACUGGAUCAGAUGGAACAUUCAGAAGGAACAGUAAUGCAAAUAGGGGCUCUUUCUCAAGGCAUAAGCCAUCUGACGGUACGUACUAAUCUCGCUCUUGUUUUAAAGUCCCAAGUGUAUUCUGCUAGAAUUCAGUGAACUUUACUCAUUGCUGGUGGUAGUUAAGAGUAACUGUGUCACCAUUCUUGUUAAAUACCUCUUUGCAGCCUGGUUGUGCAUUCACAGUCUAAAAAACACCCUGCUUUUGAAUCGCACUAGAAAUUAGGUUUCAUUUAAGCCUAUAUUAAGUUUCAUUUAGGCCUGUAUUAAGUUUCAUUUAGGCCUAUUUUAAGUUUUCCUGAACUCUGCUAUCUCUUUGACCCAGUGACAGAUACUCAUCCCCUUAGACUUCACAAGUAACCACCAUCAAAUGCCUCAGUCAUAGCAAAGUCUAGCAAAGAGGUACAGACUUGAAAAUUUACAUGGGCUAAAAGUCCAUGGAAAUCACUGUAUUAAUUCCUGACUCCAGAGCAGCUAAUUUAAAAAAAAAGCUGUCUGAAAGGUAUAAUGAAGAAUUACAUAACAUAGUUGAAUCACAUGCUACCCACAAAAUCUCUGUCAGGAUUUUCUCAAGCGAAUAGCUUACUUAAAGCUGCAUUCAAGAAAUUCCAUUUAAUUCUCUGUGGCUCUAACCCCCUCUGUUGUGAGUGUGAUCUCAUUACAGUGGGGUUUCUCCAACUAUAGGCCUCUAAUUCAAUAUGCUCACUCAUCUGCAUCUUGCAUUUUUUUCAGACGAUGCUGAGCCAAGAUGAAAUGCUGAAUGACAGCAGGUUUUUAACACCUACCUUUGAAGACUGGAGAUGAUGUUUCAACGUGACCAAGAACACUGAAUACCUCGUGCCUGUCCAGAGGGGUGGCCGGGAGAAGCUUGCUGCUGUGGUGCAGAAAAGCUUUACCUCUUCUCUGCAAUGAGACUUGCUGCAUAGCAUUUACCAUUGUCAGUGUAGCAGCACGUUACAGGUAACUCUCCUCUGCCCUCUUUUCCAUAUUUCAGAGUGUGAAAUAGGUACUCAGAGAGAAGUGGCAUUCAUAGCCAGGGUCUGGAAAGCCAAGACUGGCAACAUGUUUUACCCUUUUAUUCAGUUAUCUUUUACAUGGUAUGUUUAUGCAUUGUUCUAUGAAAGAUCUUUUGUAAUUUUUUAUAAUUAUCUUGUAAUGCAGGAAUCAUUAAUAUUCUAUAGUACCAUGUAGACUAAUCAGAAAUACUUAGAAUUUCAGAGGGAUGCUGCAGUGGUAAUGGCUCACUAACUACUACUGCAGCCUUGCCAGAGACUCAUUCCCAGAAAAGGAUGCUAAUCUCUCAUCCAUUACAUUAGCACAUGUCCUGCCCUCUUUUUCUCCAAGUGCAGAGUAGAAUGGGAAAAAUGUAAGAGAAUACUAUCCAUCAAGCCCAUGCUUUUAUCAGGAGGAUGACAAUCAAAAUGUCAUGUUCACAAAUCUUUACCUAACUCAAAAAGAUGCUGGACAACCGCAGCAGGAAAUGUAACUUUGAGAUGACCAGAAAAACUGAAGGAUUCAAAAGCUGGUGCUUCAUUUAGAGUGAGUUUUGGGUUUUUUUAUUGUGUGGUUUUUACAUGUGCACUAAGAUACUCACAAUCAAGGAGCAAUCACAACACUUUACUAAUUAAAAUGUAACUUUAAGAGUGGUGUUUGCUGCGCUCUGUAGGGCAAGUGCAACAGCAUUUCCAGCAUGAUCCACUGUUUGGUUUUAAAUGACAGUUCUUUGACUAGAACUAUUGAAUGGGCUCCUUCCACACACUGACAGUUUGUCUAAAAUGGCUAGUACUGACCCUUCUGAAUAGUCACGGUGGCUCAAAGUUUUCUGAGCCCUGUACCUGGUUGGUCUGAAAUGUAGUACAUGCUCUUGGGAAAACAGGCAUGGUAAUAAGCCUGUUUGCUUUCUGUGGUUACACCUAAUUAAACAUAAGGCUGCAAACAGCCCUGAGGCCUGGAGAUUGCAGUAGAAACACUUCUGUAACAUUUGCAUGAGAACUGGUGAUGUAAAACAAUAUUGCUGUUCGCUUUCAGUUCUCUUUUCAUUCCAGCUACAGAUAGAUUUUCAUAGAAUAUUUAGCAAUAGAAAA
Messenger RNA from Calidris pugnax (ruff), 4982 nucleotides. RefSeq names its product PTPRF interacting protein, binding protein 2 (liprin beta 2) (gene PPFIBP2). NCBI's taxonomy places the organism in Eukaryota, Metazoa, Chordata, Aves, Charadriiformes, Scolopacidae. Gene Ontology annotation, cellular component: presynaptic active zone. The record is from RefSeq and is a predicted model, not a curated record. The coding region runs from base 178 to 2997 and encodes 939 amino acids. The transcript has 27 exons. Gene Ontology annotation, molecular function: protein binding. Gene Ontology annotation, biological process: neuromuscular junction development.